This is a messenger RNA of Beauveria bassiana ARSEF 2860, 570 nucleotides long. RefSeq names its product putative carotenoid oxygenase. Bases 1 to 570 code for a protein of 189 amino acids. The transcript is spliced from 4 exons. NCBI's taxonomy places the organism in Eukaryota, Fungi, Ascomycota, Sordariomycetes, Hypocreales, Cordycipitaceae. Gene Ontology annotation, molecular function: oxidoreductase activity, acting on single donors with incorporation of molecular oxygen, incorporation of two atoms of oxygen. The record is from RefSeq and is a predicted model, not a curated record.
AUGUGCGUGACCGCCAUCGUCACCGUGUUGAUUGUUCAUCUCGAAUACGCGAGACGAACAGGGCAUACAUUGCCUCUGCAGCCGAAACCCCAUCCAUAUCUGCAGGGUAAUUUCGCCCCCAUCCACAAGACGCCUCCAUUGACAAGAUGUGUCUUCUCCGGCCAUCUGCCUCAGAAGCUUUCCGGUGGUCACUGCUACAUCGUGAUAGCAUGUCGCGUAGCACGUACACUUUCGCUCAUCAUCAUUUCACGACUUCCGGGAUCGCCGCAGCCAAUCAAGAAGAUUUCGGUUGCGAACACGGCACUGUUGUAUCAUGAAGGCCGCGCGUUGGCAACGGGCGAGACCGGACCUCCAAUGCGAGUCCUGCUCCCGUCACUAGACACAGUUGGCCGGCUUCAAGGUGGGCGUACUCAAGGAGAACUAACAGUACCAGCCUCCCAAUCUGAGCAGGAGCUGUUAGGUGGCCACGAUCCGCUUGCUUUCUCGCGCGAGUGGACGACGGCUCACCCACGCGUUGACCCGCGGACGAAGGAACUCAUAUUAUUUCGCUCAACCUUUGUCUCACCUUAG